Molecule: messenger RNA, 1134 nt
Organism: Cryptosporidium muris RN66
Lineage: Eukaryota; Apicomplexa; Conoidasida; Eucoccidiorida; Cryptosporidiidae
Product: RNA recognition motif. family protein
Exons: 2
Coding region: 1-1134 (377 amino acids)
Cellular component (GO): ribonucleoprotein complex; cytoplasm; nucleus
Molecular function (GO): mRNA binding
Source: RefSeq, a predicted model, not a curated record
AUGGAUGCUCUAGCAGCUAAUCCUCGCAAGGUAUUUGUUGGUAAUCUGCCAGCAGGGUAUGCAGAACAAGACCUAAGGGACUUCUUUUCGAAAGUUGGGACAAUUAGUAAACUAGAACUUAAACAAAGAUUUUGCUUUAUAGAAUAUGAAGAAGAAAGUCAGGCAGAAGCGGCUCAUAGAGAGUUGGAUGGAGUGGAAUUUGGUGGCCAAAGAAUUGCUGUUCAACCACAUGAUCCUUUAGUGAGAACAAAGGAUGUAGAAAAUACCAAUAAACCUCAAUAUAACCGUCCUCUACCAUCUGAUGGACGUGGACCUCCUAGAAAACACUACCGUGUAUGUGUAUUUAACUUGGAUGAAAAUGCAUCUUGGAGAGAUCUUAAGGACUAUGGAAGACAAAUCGGAGAGGUAAAUUACUCAGCUGUAUUCCACUACCAAGGCCAGAAGGUUGGUGUAGUUGAAUAUUUGACUGUUGAGGAGAUGAAGAGAGCCUUGGAAGAAAUCCCCAACUUACCAUUUCUGGGUAAAACUAUCAGAGCAGAAGAAGAUGUGGGGCAAUUAGAUAGGGAAUUGGCAGCUGCUAAUGGUUAUGGAAUUAAGAGGAGAUCACCUCCAUCUUAUUCUUCAGGUCCUUAUGGAGGUCGUCCUAGAAGUCGUUAUCCAUCACCUCCUAGGUAUCGCCAACGUAGUAGAUCUCCACGAAGAGAUGGAUAUGAUCGUAGAGACAGAUAUCCUCAUGGGGAUGACAGGUUCAGAAGAGGUUAUGAUGAUCGCAUGCCACCUCUUCGGGAUGAAUAUUAUUCACGCCGAGAUGAACUGCGUGGUGGUUAUGGAGACCGAUAUCCUCCCCUUGCUCAUGAGGAUCGUGACAGACACCCUUCUGAUCGCUUUGAUGACCGUUUUCAAAGCAGAAGCAGACCUCAGUAUGACCGUAGAAGCUUGUCACCUAGAAGUGGACAUUAUGGGAGCUCAAGACCAUAUUAUCCCCGAGAUGAGGAUAGAGAGCGUCGACCCAAUGAUGGAUAUCCUCCAAACAGUAGUUACUAUUCUAGGGAAGAUCGUGAGCCUCCAAGAACAAGAGGUGGAUAUCCAUCUGGUGGUGUUCCUUCUGGAGGAAGUAGACAGCCUCCAUAUUAA